GGUCUUGGAAACUUUUAAUAUAUUGUACAAAAAAUAUUCAAGGAAAAUGACAAUUUCUAUUUAUGAUUUAAUUAAGGAUUCUCCUCCAGGAGAAGUAAAUGAUGUUUUUAAUGGGAAUUAUAUAUACAUUUAUGUAUAUGUUUUUAACAGGACUAUAGACAUACGUAUUCUCGUCAACAAUGAUAAGAGUUUUUUUGAAGAGAUUGUUCCAUGUCUUGAAAGAUAUAAUAAAGAACAAUUUACAAAUAUAAAGAUUCCAGGAUCUGAGGACGAAACCAUUAUUAGUCAAUUUAAUUAUGAAGAUGGACGUUUUUUUGAUCCUAUUUCAAAGAAAUCAUUUAUAUUUAAUCAUCUGGAUCUGCAAGUAUCAGAUGUUCAACCUUAUGAAAUAGAUGAAAAAAUAUCUGAAAGAAUAAAUGAUCUUUUGAAACCUUUGUUAAUUUAUUUAUCAGAACAUUUUCCAUCUUCAGUGAAUUAUGGAAUUUUUCCAGGAAAAAAUGACACAUAUUAUAUUAUUAUUGUUGGGAAUAAGUAUAAUCCUGUUAAUUUCUGGAAUGGACGCUGGCGUUCUUUUUACCAAUUUUCAGAAUCAUCGCCUGUUAUUACAGCAACAUUGCGGAUUGACGUUCAUUAUUAUGAGGAUGGGAAUGUUCGUUUAACAACGAAUCAUGAAUCUUCUUUUGAAGCUAAAAGUACUAACGGUUCAGAUAUUAUAGCAGCUAUUGCAGAGCAAGAAAAGAAAUAUCAGGAAGAAUUAAAUAUGACAUUUCAUGGCUUAAAUGAUCAUGAUUUUAAGAGUCUUAGGCGUCAAUUGCCAAUGACUAAGCAAAAAAUUAAUUGGGAAAAUAUAAGUAGUUUAAAGAUCGGGCAAGAUAUGGCCGGAAGAAAUCAAACAUAUUAAUUCUAUAAUACAUGUUAUUUACAGACAAAUUUAUUGUCUGUAAUAU
Messenger RNA from Pneumocystis carinii B80, 947 nucleotides. RefSeq lists its product as hypothetical. Lineage: Eukaryota; Fungi; Ascomycota; Pneumocystomycetes; Pneumocystales; Pneumocystaceae. Gene Ontology annotation, cellular component: F-actin capping protein complex; actin cortical patch. The transcript has 5 exons. Gene Ontology annotation, molecular function: actin filament binding. The record is from RefSeq and is a predicted model, not a curated record. Gene Ontology annotation, biological process: barbed-end actin filament capping; actin cytoskeleton organization. Bases 47 to 901 code for a protein of 284 amino acids.